Molecule: messenger RNA, 1549 nt
Organism: Malania oleifera
Lineage: Eukaryota; Viridiplantae; Streptophyta; Magnoliopsida; Santalales; Ximeniaceae
Exons: 2
Coding region: 131-874 (247 amino acids)
Source: RefSeq, a predicted model, not a curated record
CCAGCCCAUUGAUUUACAAAUGAACCCACCGUACGGAGGAGCAGAAUGGAACCCUCUCCCUAUCUGCGGAACCCAGAGUGAUGAAGAUGAUGUGGAAGCGACGGUAACAGGAAAGUAGACUGCGACGGAGAUGGCGACGGCGAGAGCAUUGGCGCUGCCGGCUUCCACACUCUCUUCUUCAAGAUUUCAGAUUAAGUUAUUCAAAGACCCAACUUGUCAAAAUCGUAUGCUACUACUAGCAUGUCACUACAAUCACCGAGCAUCUGGCACAUACUCUCUGAAACUACAAACAAGGGCAGAGUUCAGUGUAUCCCACAAGGUCAAGAUGCAAAUGACUAAAGUCAAGGAGAGGUUGUUGGAAGACGUCCCUGAUUUUAUGAAAGAUUUUCCAUGGAAAAAAGCAGAGGAUAUGGUGCUGCACAAAUUUCUGUUUCUUGGACAGAAAGCAUUGAAGUGGUCUUUUCUUACUCUCUUCAUUUUUAGCUCUUUGUCAGACAUCAUAUUCGCAAUUUCUAGAAACAAGGAAUUGAUGAUUCCCCUUGGUCUCUUUGCUGGCUGCAUGUUGGCUGACUUCUUGAAAGAGAUAUCUCAAGAACUGGUAGACAAUUCAGAGGUAUAUUUUGCCAUUGUCCCAAUUUAUGUUUCAUCAUAUUUGCUUCAUUGUAGCCUGCUGGUUGAUCAUGUAAUAUGUUCAACAGGAAAGAGCUUUGAAACAGCAAUUUGCGGGUAUCGGUUGCUUUUUUGUUCUUGUGAAGUUUAUUGCUACGUAUUCUGUGCUACGGGGACAGGUAUUUCUCUUACAUGUUGCAAAUGGUGGGCUGAUGCAAGUUUUGUGGCUAUGGAAGUGCUUACUGGAAGAACGGAACAGAGUUAAUGGUGAGAAUUCCUUCUCGAGCCAUAAUGCUCCCAUGACCACUGAUGUAGAGAAUUAGAUCACAUUUUGUUGUUGUACCUCAAGAGAGAUAUCAGUAGUCGAGUCAUCUCCAUUCAUUGUAGUUAAAUGAGAUGCUCCCAAGAUGAGAUGUCAAGGACCUUGUUUCUCUUGCUUUGCAUAUUCAUCAAACAACUUCCCGCAAAAUGUAGUCUUAUAAAAGUAACCAUAUUCCUCAAGUAAUGAAACAAAAUGGUGGCUGGAGUACAGCUGGAAUACAUUAACUAUGAUACCAGCUGGGCGGAUGGUAAUCUGAAAAUGUUGGAGCUAUACUUGUCCACUUCAGAGCCUGUUCAACAAAUAAAAGCUUGUGGGUGCAAUGCAGUUUCAAGGAGGCCGGGAGCAAGGAGAAUGAGCCAGUGCUGGUAGUGCCAGGCUUCGGCAAUCCCUGAUAUUUGUUCAGGUGUCGUCAGAAUGAGGUUGAAUCUUAAAAUAGUUCUGUAAUUCAUAGAUUGCUGCCAUCAAUCUGAAAUUCCCCUGCUUUUAUUAGCGAUAGUCAUCUCCAGUGUUGAUUCAAUUUUAGGCCAUUUUAAUUUUACCAAGGAAAGAAAAGCUUGAUCAAGGUAUCAUUUACGAACUUCUUUUAUUUAUUUUAUCAAGUCUUUUUGUCCAUCAAAA